AAACCAAAGUCAACUGAAGGAGCAUAAACACCAACACGGGAAAGAUUGCGAGAAAGAGCACAGGAUAUUGAAGUUUCAUUGAUACUAAAUCAACAUGGGAGGGAAUAACUCUAAACCAGUUACAACGGAUCCACCACAGAAUUCUGCUUCCCCACCAUCAGAAUGUCCCAUGCACAAUAAGACAGCUGGAGAUAAAGAUGUAAACGCUAACAAUGUAGCCCCACAGAAUUACCCUAGUGAAUGUCCUAUGCAUCAGGCAAACAGUAAAUCUAACAAUGCAGCAAAGAGCUACCCAAGUGAAUGUCCGAUGCACCAGGGAGCAGCUGGUGGUGAGAAGAAACUACCUGAUGACAUUGAUCCAGCAAAUAUGAUGCCACCACCAAACCAGCGCCCUGCACCUGAUCAACCUUUUCCAUUAGACAAGGACAGAAUUGUAUCUAACAUUCCAAAGGCAGACACAAGUGACAAUUGGGUUUAUCCGUCAGAACAGAUGUUUUGGAAUGCCAUGUUGAGAAAAGGGUGGAGAUGGAAAGAAGAUGACCUAGAGGCCAAAGAUAUGACCGACAUUAUCAAAAUUCACAAUGCUAACAAUGAACAAGGCUGGCAGGAGGUCCUGAAAUGGGAGGCUCUCCAUGCAAAGGAGUGUUCUACCCCAGCAUUGAGGAAAUUUGGAGGCAAAGCCACAGAAUACUCUCCAAGGGCUAAAAUUAGAAGUUGGAUGGGGUAUGAGUUGCCAUUUGAUAGACACGACUGGAUUGUGGAUAGGUGUGGCAAGGAUGUACGUUACAUCAUAGACUAUUAUGAUGGUGGGAAUGUGGAUAAAAACUUUCGUUUUUCAAUUUUGGAUGUGCGGCCAGCUUUUGAUUCAUUUGGUGCAUUUAAAGACAGGACCCAUGUGUUUUUUAUGAGACAUGGAUUCACCAUCAUCAACUGGUUUUCUAGAUUAACUCAUUCUACAGACAAAGCAAAGUCUAACACUGGUGCAGAGGAAAAAUCAUGAGAAUGACUUUCAUUGGCCAUUUGGUUUAUUUAUUUCAUUUGUACAUGUACUACUUUAUGACCCAUCAGUAUUUUUCAGACAUGUACAAUAUUUCAAAACACUUUAUUGCUAGGUAAUUAAUAUAAAAUGACAUUAUUUUCUGGCAGUUUGUGAAUGGGAAAAAUACUUUCUAAAUCUGUUCUGCCACUUCAAAGGAACAAUUUGAUUUUUCCAGUGAUGUGAAUGUUCCUGCCAGUGAUGUGGAUGUUCCGUUUUGUGUGUGAAAACUGUAACAAGAACAAGUUGCUGUUGGUUUUUAGUUUGAGUGCCAUUUUGAAAGAAAAAUGUUACAAAAAUUAAUAGGAAUUAUUCCUUCAAACUGACAUAAACUCUAAUGGAACAUUUGUUUUAAAGUAAAAAUUUUCCUACUGGUGGGACUGAUUCAGUCGGUUACUGGAUUUCCCACAUGCCAGUAAGCCAUAUAUAACAGUAAAAUUGAAGUUGACACAAUUUUCAGCCACUUUUAUGUUUGAUUAUAUACUCAUUUUUUUAUGAAUGUUGAGUUAAACCAAGGACAAAAUUUGUUAGAUUUAGUAUCCUCAGGUGGAUUUGCUAUUAUUGACCAGAAUGAACUUUACACAUUCUCAGACUUAACGGAGGAGUUACGCUCAUAAUAGCAACAGAAUAAUGUUCAUUAGUACAUACAAUGGGAGAUAACCUUGUCCAUUUGAUGUUCUAACAAAUGUGUGGCAUACCUCUUGAAGAAACCAAAGUUUGAUUUUGUAUACAUUUCUAUAUACAUGUACGAGGUAGUCUGACCAUUACAACCUGUCAAAUUGGUUGGAAGAACUGCAAUCUGUAUUGUAUAUGUGUACAUUUUGAAAUUGGUUGUUGACUGCAAAAAGUACAAAUUGUAGUAUCUUUUCAAUCUCAAUUGUUAACUUGCAUAUAGUGUAUGUCUGCCAAACCUCCAGAGAUGAAUAUCAAUGUGCCUGUAAUCAGCUUUAUGAGCAGAGGUAAUCACAAAAAUGUUCAUUGUGGUCCUUAUGUUGUUAACAAAUGGACACAACCUUUUACAUAAUCAAUUACAAUUUAAAUGUUGUUUACAACUGAAAAUCUUUUUAUUUUGCAUUUUGCAAAACUAAUAACACCUCAAGGGGCAUUGAAAGGACUGUUUAUAAGCAAGAAAGUGGAUUACCACAUGAUGUUCACUCACAACUGAACAAUUAUUGUGAUCUGACACAAUAAAACAGUACAAAAAGCAUUAGUAUAAAUCUACAGUAAACAGUAUUAUGUUUACCCACAAGAAGUAAUAAGCCCACCCAUAUCUGCCAACUAAUGAUAUUUUACAGUCUUGUAAGCGCUGUUUUCAAUUUUCAGUGUUAUGAUGUGUUGGCUUCCUGGGCAGGAUAGUUAUGAUAAAGAUAUUUUGAUGUGUUUUAAGACAAAAGUGAAUGCAUUUAUUAGUUAACUGUUAUAAAUCUGGCAUUCAUUAUGUGAUAGGCCAGUGUAUAAUUAGAAGACAGUAAGGCCAAUGUAUAUUUAAAAGACAAUAUAUUGAUCUCAUGAACAUGAGAUUUAACAAUUUAUGUCUUUGUGUUAAAUAAAAAGAAUGUGAGUUGAUCAAUU
Messenger RNA from Ylistrum balloti, 2608 nucleotides. Its product is annotated as holocytochrome c-type synthase-like. The transcript is spliced from 6 exons. Gene Ontology annotation, biological process: cytochrome c-heme linkage. Bases 95 to 1000 code for a protein of 301 amino acids. The record is from RefSeq and is a predicted model, not a curated record. Gene Ontology annotation, cellular component: mitochondrion. Lineage: Eukaryota; Metazoa; Mollusca; Bivalvia; Pectinida; Pectinidae. Gene Ontology annotation, molecular function: holocytochrome-c synthase activity.